Acanthisitta chloris (rifleman) is the source of this 2523-nucleotide messenger RNA. RefSeq lists its product as uncharacterized. Lineage: Eukaryota; Metazoa; Chordata; Aves; Passeriformes; Acanthisittidae. The transcript has 8 exons. The record is from RefSeq and is a predicted model, not a curated record. Bases 1 to 2523 code for a protein of 840 amino acids.
AUGUGCCGCCAGGCGGGCUGCGGGCAGUGCGUCUCGGAGGACCACCAGGGCAUCUUCCACUCCGUCAACCUCAUAGACACGGUGUACCAGGAGGAAAAAUUAAACUUCUUCAGCAGUCUGAAACGAAUGAGAAUAAUAAAUGAGAAGCUGGUGGAUGAGAUCUCAAGACAGCCAAAUGAUACCAAUGUGGUGCUGGACAAUGAUGUGGAGAUAAUUGAGCUGGGGUUUGGAGAAAUUAUCAGAACUCUGGAAAUGAAAAAAGAGCAAUUACUAGAAGACGUUGAAAAUCAAAGAGGUAAAAAAGAGAAAGAAUUUCAGAUUUGGAAGAAAAUGAAGGAAACUCACAAGAAGACCAUUGAGAAUUUUUUGAAGGACUGUGAAAAGCUUGUUCAUGAGUGUGAUCCUCAGCGUUUCCUGGAGGUCGCCUGUGGCUUGAAUACAAGAAUGAAAACUCAGCUUGACCUGAUGAGUAUAGCAUCUAGCUGGGAAAAACCACCAGAGUAUAUGCAAAAGAAGAUGGAUAUCACAUCUGUGGUUAAUGAAAUCUUAGCUUUGGAGCUAACACCUGUUAAUGCAAGAAUUGUUAAAGAUCUGCCUUAUGACGGAAAUGAGAACUCAACAAGCAACGCUCUAUUUAAAAGUAACAUAAAGCAAUGGCUGGACCAGAAGAAUGUACCUAAUGUGUUUCUUCCUGUAGCAGGACAGGAUGAAGCAGGCGGCAGCAGGAUCUCUACUCGCUUUAUGUCAAUAUCAGAAAUGCCAGCAUUUCAAAAUAUGAGUCAUGAGGAGUUACGUUACAAAUACUACAUGGAACAACAGAAGCCAACCAGUGACUUCAAGGCACAAGCUUUACCUGCAAAUAAAAAGUAUAAAUUUGUAACUGCUGAGGCCUUGAAGGACAGGUCCUCAAGAACUCCUUUAGUGUCUUCACCUACCAAAGCCAACACCACAGAUAAAAUAAAAACAGGGUCCCUACGAAGACCCAGUGGCUUUAAUGAAAUAAACUCUGCUGGAACCAGUACUCAGAGUGUGCCAUCCACAGAUACGAACUUUUCCAAAACACGUGGUGACUUAAAAUUAUUUCAGGAGAGAAGUUCUCAGGCAGUAACCACUCCAGCACUGUCAGAAAACUCUGAAGAGUUGGUUAAAGAAAAAAUGCUGAUACAGGCAUCUGCAGUUACUGUUUCCAAUGAAAUGGAUGCAAAUUCUAGCACUUCAUCCGGCUUAAAACCAGCAGCAUCAGUUUCAGAUUCAGAAUCUCUAGAUGUUUCUUCAGAGAGACUUUCUGGUUUGCCUUUUGCUUUCACUGCUUGGAACAACUCAUUUAUUAAAGAUAGAGGCACAUUUUCCUUUAAAAAGCAAGACAGGAAAUGUGCUUUCCCUCAGUUUUAUCUAGGGAAAUGUGAUAAUGUGGAUAAAACCAAUAACCAGGAUAAACGUGGUUCUGAAACCACAGUUUGUGAUGCUUCAACCAGUCCUAACUUAGACUCAGCAGAAAGGGCAAAGCCAGAUUUUUUGUUUCCCUUUGGCAAUUCAGAAAGAGAUUGUUUUGCAGGAUCAGGAGUCAACAAUUCAUUUAAGGUUUUACCGUUAUCCUCAUUUUUUAGCCGAUCUGAUAAGCCAUCUGACAAGAAUACAUCAUCUCACACAAGAGAAAAAAGGCAUUCUGCAAAGGAAACUGCAGGAUGUGGUAAGCAGAAACCAGUGUUGGGUGAACAAAGCCCUGAUGCCUCAGAAUCCAGCACAACUGUGGCUUGCAGUACUUCAGAAACCAACACUGCAGCUGGGGUGAAUGAUGUCUCUGAGUCUACUCUUCUCACCAGUAAUUGUGCGUUUUCCUUCAAAAGUAACUUCCCAUUGCCUUCACCAGUAUUUUCAUUUGGAGCCAUUGGCAGAAAUAACUCGGAUUCGCUUACUUCCUCCUUGUUUUUUUGUGGAAGCAGAACUGUAAAACUAGAAAAGGAGAAGACCACGUCUUCUGACAAAUCACUUCUAAAUUUAGGAAAGCCUGUAUCUUCUGAGUGUGGAGAGCCUGCUUCUGGUCAUACUAAUCUAAGAUGUGAAGGUUCAUGCUUUCCUAUGAACUCAUCUAAGAAAGCUGAAAAUGCGGAAGUGCUUGGUGAUGGUAACGCUUCUUGUAGUCAGCCUUCACGUUCAGUUGUCUUUCCCGUUAAAUAUGAGAAUGCAUCUUCCACUCAGGUUACUACAGAGACAAAGCAAGAAAUAAAGGUAAAAGAUGAAGAAACUGUCACUGAAAACAACUGUUUGUGUCCUAGGAGAGGAGAUGAACCUGAGUCUGUACAGUCUGAGAACACAGUUUGUUCUGCUCCUGGCACAUGCAGUGAUCCAGCUUUAGGAGGUUCUGCACUUGCAUUAAAUGAGACAGGAGAAAUGCCAAAUGACAGCAAUUCUGAUACUGAAGAGCUAAGUCAAACAUCUGUCUCUACCGAUGCCAGCAGUGCAUCGGAGUAUUUUUCUGUUGCCGAAGACAAAAUGUCGACGAGAAGAAAAUCGGAGGCAUGA